AUGGAAACCUGUCUCUGCAGCACAGUUCAUAGCUUGGCCAAAGACUAUGACGCGGUCCAAGCCAAAGAACUUAUCCCUGCACUGAACCGCCACCUAGAAGAUCUGCGACAAUUUCUAGCGCAGGCGAAAUCGCUCAGUCGUCAACUGCAGUAUCAGAUCACACCGCGAAACCAACGAACCGAAAAGGCCCUCUUUGUAGACAAGGUUGACCUCACCCCUGUCAAUCGGGUAUGCUCAAUAUUCGAUAACGAUGUGGAUGGUUUCUGGGCGGGCUCGGUUGAUCAGGUUCAUCUUGAACUGCGUCGGCGACUUGCCUGCGUUGUGGUGUUUCUCCGAUCUCAAUUGGAUGCUCAGAUACUGGCCCCUCCUCAAGUGGCUGAAGUCUUCUCUGGAGUGCCGAAUCUCACAGAUAUGAGAAACCCUGGCAGGAAAUAUGUUCAGAUAGCCCAGAGACUUGGUGGUGUAGGAGCAAUCUUCUGGCUCCCACUGAAUAUACCUCCUUCGACUUAUGAAAGAUAUCUCAGCAUUGACGAUGAAGAAGUAUUUAGUCAUUUGUCAUCUCUUAACCCAGCAUUUCAGAAUUACAAUGACCUUGUACAGCGCCUGGUGUUCAGCCAACUAUGCGACCCUUCUUUCCCAGUGCCGUAUCACAAUCUCUUUGGCGAGCUGACUCAAUUUAUUCCUGCUGAAGACCAGUUUUUACUUAUAAUGUACGCACUCGGUGGCACCGACAUACCAGAAAUCUUAUUGAAAAGUGUUCGCUUGCCACAAAGACGCUGGAACUCCGGCGGGGAGGUAGAUCAAACCAGUGCUGCUCAGUUUGGCCUUCCUAACACCGUCGUCGAUCUUUUAUACAAUGAAGCAAUGCUCUCUGAGACCAUAGCAGGGCCGUAUGUUGUCGAUCGAAUCCGGGAAGACAAUACCGUAGCUUGGUCCCUCAGCCCCGAACUCAUGUCGAGUUUCGAGGAAGUUUUGACCCCACAAACGGUAGAAGUGCUUGAAACGACAGCGUUGAAGCUCAUUUGCUUUGUUUGCCCACUGUGCUAUGAGGGUAACACGGACUGGUCACCGUUGUUGAAACAAGAAGUUUGGACAAUACUCGAAAGGCUUCUGAAAACAUGCAAGAUAUCAGUUUCCCUCAGGACCCACGUUAUUGAAGCCGUCCUGUAUUUUGGGGAGAGAGACUCAGUUGCCCUCCGCCAUGCUGCCGUCAUACAGGCCAAAAUCCUGUUACGAAAGUCAAUGCCCUACUAUCUCCACGCCUCAGUCGUGCUCUUCCGCAGCAUACUACAUCGCGUUGAUGGAGAACUUGCCAAGUCGGAAGCACACAUACGUGACUUUCUGUGGCGAGGGCCACGCCCAACUACCCGUCGGGACCAUGCACUUGAAGGUCGCCUUCAUAUUUCCCAGAUGGAAAACAAGAUCAAGUGCUACGAUAAUGAUGUACCUUCAUUUGCCUACAAGUGGAAAGCGAAGCAGCCAUUGUCAACUCUGGACAUGGAAGUGACUUUUCGGCUCCAGAGCACAGCAGCGCGAUACUUCCAAUCCAUCGGUGAUUUUGACGCAGCAAGGGCUUCUCUGGAGCAAUUUCUAUCACUAGGGCGAAUCAAACCUAUACCCGAGAACUCACACCGAGUCUUGCUUGGAAGAUUAGCUGAUAUGUACUGCGAGAUGGGAGAGUACCUCAAAGCUAUCGUGAUACUGGAACCUGAACUUGAGCGUAUCAAUACAUGUGACCGCAUGCGUCGUGGAUUCAGAAGGCUCAUUCUGGCACUGGUAGAGGCGAACAUCGGGCUGAAGCAAUUAGAUGCAGCAGAGUCGACACUAGAGGAGUUACUGAGUGAUCCACCUCCCUGCCCAGACGAUAUCAACGACCGACAGCUACACAUAAGGACACUAAUAGCAUCAGCUCGCAUAGCUCAUAUUAGGGGAGACCCAGGUGAAGCUAUGCUGCGCUGGACACUUGCGCUUGCACAAGUUAGUCACAUGCAUGCUCUCGGUUCAUCUCGUGGGUUCAUAGCCGCUGUGUGUCACUUGUCCCUGGCUCACGCACAGCUCUCGACCGGUGAGAAAGACGAGGCUCAUAGCUCAUGGAAAACAGGGCUGAAGAUCUUGGCGAGUGAGAAAUGCGAGUUUUGGAUUCCUGUUGUGCCUACUGCUUGGCUUCGGAGGGUAGCCGCCGAUAUGUACUAUUCCCAAGGUUGGCCGUUUCGCAUGAUGCUGCCGGGAGGAAAGCCGGAUAUCACACAGCAUUCCUUUCAGAUUAAUCACCAGAGCCUAUAUAAGCUUCUUUAA
Molecule: messenger RNA, 2295 nt
Organism: Fusarium odoratissimum NRRL 54006
Lineage: Eukaryota; Fungi; Ascomycota; Sordariomycetes; Hypocreales; Nectriaceae
Exons: 4
Coding region: 1-2295 (764 amino acids)
Molecular function (GO): protein binding
Source: RefSeq, a predicted model, not a curated record